Molecule: messenger RNA, 1543 nt
Organism: Nyctereutes procyonoides (raccoon dog)
Lineage: Eukaryota; Metazoa; Chordata; Mammalia; Carnivora; Canidae
Exons: 4
Coding region: 278-973 (231 amino acids)
Source: RefSeq, a predicted model, not a curated record
UGGUUUCAAAAAUUGCUAUUUCCACACAAGGAUCGUGUAGUCAUAGGUGAAGAUGGUGCCCCACUGGUCCUGAGAACACACCUCGAGAGGGAGAUGCAGGAUUGGGGCGAGGGCCCCACAGCUGAGGGCUGAGGCCAACCAGGUCUCUGCAGCGAGGAAGGAGGUGAGUCACGGCGCCGGCUACGCAGAAAGCCGGCGGCCUGGCCGGGCGGGGGGCGGGGGGGCGGAGGGGGGGGGGACGGGAGUCGGGGGGGCGGGGGUGCCUCGAAGGAAGGCUAUGCUUCUCCCCUCCCGAGGCGAGACCCUGGAACCACGGCGAGCGCAGGAGGGGGCCGCCCGGUCUCGGAUCCGGGAGCUCCCGGACGCCUGGGCUCACAGAACCCGCGGCGGCACCACAGCCCAAACCUGGGGGACCGGGGGAGACAUUUUGGGUGCACCGGCAAAACUCGUCCCCAGGGCUGGGGUCGUCCUGGCAACCAGAAGGGUGGUGUGUGCCAGUGUAAGUAACCCGGUCGGGCAACAGGUACACGGCCUGGGUUCCGCAGGAACCCCUCUCGCUCCCCAAGUCCGAGUGCACAAAAACCCGGGUCCUUUCUCCGCCGCGGGCUCGGAAGGACCGCCCGCAAGGACGACGGGCCGCGGGACCGGUCUCGCGGAAAGCCGCCGGGCAGCCGGGAGCUGGCGACCGAGCGCCGCCGGGCCCCCCGCCCCCGGGGAGUGGGGGCGAGGGAGGGCGCAGAGCCCGGCGCUGGCCUUGACGGGGGUCUCGGCUCGCGUUCCCUUCGCGGGCGCAGGCACCGCCCGCCCGCCCGCCGCCCGGAGGCUGGCGCCGCGUGUCCCGCACCGAGGGCGGGCACCGGCCGCCGCUUGCAGAGCACCAGCCGCGCGCGGGGCUGCCGCUUCUCCGAGAGCCCAACAGAUUUCAAAGGUUGCACCGGGGCAUCUCCACCAUAAUGCACAACCUACUGUCUAGCAGUGUUUUCAGGCUGACGCAUCCAGGAGUUCCAGAAAAUGAAGAAGUAGCCCUGCCACUCUCCACACCUCUUUACCAAACCCUUCAAAGCAGUAGCUCUAAAACUAAACUCCAUCUGGAUGUGUCCCGACAAUGAAGUGUCGCCUAAAUGAUAACCCGUUCAGAAGAUGCGCUCUGUGAAAUGACAUUCCCUCUGGAAACGGGCAAUUUCCAAAACCUGGGCUUUAGGUAUCCCAUGUUCCCCCCGCCCUCCGCCUUCCCCCAAUCCCCCCCCUCCCUCCCCAGACCCAAAAGUUCAACACUCCGUUCCCAAAUCUAGAAAAGGCAACAAAAACCCAGGAAGGUGAGAAGCUCUCUCUAGGACAACGGUGCCCAAGUCCUGAUGCCGGUUUUAGAAUGCCUCCCAGCCACCUUGUUUUUUUUGAGGUUUACUGACCUGCACUCUGGCUUCAGACACAUCCAUGAAUCUUGCAAGCUCCUGGCUGAGGGGAGAAAAUCACAAGUAUUCAGUAUGUGGAGUUGGGGGUGAUUUAAAUAAAAUACAGUGUAUUUUGUUCCUCUCUUUAAAAA